GACGACGGCAGAGAUUAAUUACGAGAUACAUGACAAAGAACAUGCUAGCCAUUAUACGAAGCCUAGAGGAGUGGAGAGCUGAGUUAGAAGGAUUGCAGAGGGAAGAGCCAUUCGAUAUACUCACUGAUCACCGUGCACUGGAAUACUUCAUGACCACAAAGCGGCUUAAUCCAAGACAAGUGCGCUGGGCAGAAUUCCUCUCUCGUUUCCAUUUUUUGAUUCGGUAUCGACCAGGAAAACGGAAUAUGCCUGCAGAUGCCCUCUCACGGCAGGAAGAUUUGAUUAGGGCCCAACGUAAAGAGAGAGACCGCUGCUGCACCCAGGCUUUAUUGAGACCUGAAUGGUUGGAAGACGGUGUCUUCCCUAAAGCUGAAAAAGAACUAUUGUCUGGAACAGAGCUACUAGCUAUGAAUGAACCCCUGCACAUUACGGACCAGGUGCGCCAGGCAAAUCGAGACUCUGAGUCGCUACACGAGUUGCGAGAGAAGUCUCAUACAGGAGAGGAUGGCUGGAAGAUGAGUGAGGGUUUACUUACCUAUCAAGGACGGCUAGUGGUUCCAGACGAAGGAGACCUACGCGCAAGGCUACUGGAUGAAGUGCAUCGCCAGCCGUCAACUGCACACCCUGGACGAGGAAAGACUCGCGGCUUGAUCAAGCUCUCUACCAGCCACCACCCACAAACUGAUGGGCAAACGGAGAUUGUUAAUCAGUAUAUGGCCCAGCGGCUUCGACCAUUUGUCUCCUAUUACCAAGACAACUGGUCUGAGCUGUUGCCCAUGAUGGACUUUGCUGCAGCAGUGCUCCCUCAUGAAUCCACAGGGCUCUCACCAUUCGCUGUCGACCGAGGAUAUGAGCCACGAGUAUCGUUUGACUGGACGGCUGCCUCACCCCCGCGAAAACUCAAGCUCGAAAGGAAAGAGGCUCAGAACUGGCUUCGGCAUAUGGAGAACAUCUGGAAACUCGCUCGCACGAAAAUGGAGGCGGCACAGCAUCGCCAGAAAACACAGGCAGAUCGGCACCGAAGAGAAGUUGAUUUCGGCAUAGGGGACUGGGUAAUGGUGACAACCCGGGACUGGAAGACUGAACGACCUAGUCGAAAGCUCGCAGACCAAGCUGCCGGACCCUACCAGAUUAUUGAGAAGGUUGGGAAUUCCUUCAAAUUGAACCUCCCGGACAGUAUACGAGUCCAUCCAGUGUUUGCACCAGAAAAGCUCCGCAGAGCUACGUCGACCGAACCACUGCAGGGACAGAUUCCAGAUGCGCAACCGCCAAUAGAAGUAAAUGGACAAGACGAAUGGGAGGUAGAGCAGAUACUUGCCUCAAAACUCCGCUAUGGCAAGCUCUACUACCGUGUCAAAUGGAUUGGCUAUGACGAUGACCCGAAGUGGUACCCAGCGAACUUCUUCAAGAACGCACCCCUACGGAUCCGAGACUUUCACGCGGAGCAUCCAGAUGCCCCAGGCCCACCAAUUCGGCUCCCAGUUUGGUUAAAAGCAGCCGAAGACGAUGAACACCUUGAGGACCAUACAGACGAUGACCGCGCCCAAGGGCGGAAGCCAAAGGCCACGAGUCGGCGCCCGCAAACGGUUGAAGAGGAUCUUUGA
This is a messenger RNA of Rasamsonia emersonii CBS 393.64, 1604 nucleotides long. RefSeq names its product Retrovirus polyprotein. Gene Ontology annotation, molecular function: nucleic acid binding. The transcript has 2 exons. Lineage: Eukaryota; Fungi; Ascomycota; Eurotiomycetes; Eurotiales; Trichocomaceae. The annotation marks the transcript as partial. The record is from RefSeq and is a predicted model, not a curated record.